This is a messenger RNA of Sipha flava (yellow sugarcane aphid), 4207 nucleotides long. RefSeq lists its product as uncharacterized. The coding region runs from base 492 to 4142 and encodes 1216 amino acids. Lineage: Eukaryota; Metazoa; Arthropoda; Insecta; Hemiptera; Aphididae. Gene Ontology annotation, molecular function: DNA-binding transcription factor activity, RNA polymerase II-specific; RNA polymerase II cis-regulatory region sequence-specific DNA binding. The record is from RefSeq and is a predicted model, not a curated record. The transcript is spliced from 2 exons. Gene Ontology annotation, biological process: regulation of DNA-templated transcription.
UUUCACUAACCAUAGAACAAAAGGCAUUUUUCACUAAUAUUGUUAAUUACUGGACAUACUUGCAUGCAAUUGAAACAUAAAUAUCACGAUUGUGAUUUGUGAUGUUAAACGUUUUAACACGCUCCAAAAGGACCUCAACGUUAUAUAUAAAAAUGAUAAAAACUUUAGUACAAAUACAAAGGCGAAGACACGAGGUAGUGUCAAACGUAGUGUUAACGUUACAUUGCACAUCAAUUUUUUUAUUAUAUUAAUUUAUUUUAGUAUUAAAUCGAUUCGUACACACGAAUUUUUCAUGAUAAAGUUUCUGGCGGUGAAGUGGAAUUCGAGUACGUUGGAGUAUUCAAAUUAGUUUUUCAGUCGAAAGCAGUGAUACUGAAAUGCUAGGCGACGCCAUUUUCCGCGCCCGGAGAGGGGUAUCUAUUGCUCGGAAAUAAACACAAAACGGAUUUAUUAUUUUGCUAUCAAGUAUAUUAGUUCAUUGAUGUUGAUCUAUGAAGAUGGCCAUGAGAAAUAAUUUGAAUAAUACUUUCAAAUCUAGCAGUUAUAAACAAGUAAAACGGCCAAAUGGUAAAUACGGACAUAUGUCAUUACAUAGUAGGAUUAGUAAAUGUGAUAUUUGUGGAAAGAAUUUUCAUAGAAUGAAGUUGUUUGAUCAUAUCAAGGAAUUUCACCGUCAGUAUUUUUGUAUAAUUUGUAGAGCUAGAUUUAAAAUACAUAGUGACUUAAUAGAUCACAUACAAGAUAUUCAUCAAUUAGUAGCUUCAGAUAAUCUUAACAAAUCACAAGAUGCAUUUAGCGAAAGUGUAAAUAAAAGAUAUUUCGCACAGCCUCUAUAUUUGUCUCAACUUCCAAUUCCACCAACUUCAAUUUCUCAAUUUUCAAAUAGUAGUUCAGAAGAAGACGAGUUAUUUUUAGAUAAUCCUGAUGUAUUGGAUAUUGUUUUGGGUACUAAAAAUUAUGAGCAACGCAGAGAAGAUGAAGAAAUUAAUGAAAUUAUCAAUGAUAUUAUACACAAUGUUAUCUAUGAUGUUGAAGCUGAAGAACUCUUUGAAAGCACGUUGCAAGAUUUAAGUUGUUCUGAUAUAUCUGUUACUGAUGAUUCUGAUAACAAAACUGUAAGGAAAUUAGGUUCUUCAGAAGAUGAUAUUUAUCAUUCAAAUUAUUCCACAACUCAAUCAAGUUGUGACAAUGUUCUUCCUAAUGUAGAUAUUCUUGAAAAUAUUGAACCAUCGUUUGAUGAAAUUAAUGUUUUACAUAAAUCUUCACAAACAUUAUCUAAUGUUGAAGAAGAAUUUAAACUAGGGAUCAAAAGCAUGUCUACAGUUUUAUCAGAAAAAAGUCCUUGGGUAAAUGGAUCAGAAACACUUCAAAAUAUUAAAAAUGACAAUAAUCUGCCAGUUAUGGCUUUAACUCUAGAUCAUAAAUUGACUGAUAUGAAAUUAAAUGUUAUAUUAAAAGAAUGCAUUAGAACAUCAUGUUUGACAUGUGUAUAUUGUCACAAUUCUACUUGUAUUGCUGUGAAUGGUAAACAAUUAGCAUUACAUAUGAUUGAAAAACAUCGUUUUAUGACAGUAAAAAAUGAAUCGUCUGAUGAUUUUGUUAAUAUAUUGAAAUCUAAUUUGAAUUUAUUAGAUAAUCUUUAUUUAAAUUCAGAAAAUUUUGAUUCUACUGAUGAAUUAAUGCAUGUACCAUUUAAUAAUAUUUUUUAUUGUUUCAACUGUCAAUUUACAUCAAAACUGAUAAAAGAAGUUAACUCUCAUAAACGAAGUGUUCAUUCAAGAAAAACAUAUGACUGUAUGAUGUGUAAAAUAACUUUUUCAAAUUAUGGUGAACUCCAUUGUCAUUUAUGUCCAGGUGCUGACCUAGGAGUAUGGCAAAAUGUAUCAUUUAGAUGUUUAUUUUGUGGCCAAGGUCAAAUUCCAUCAGCAUUUCGAUGCAUGGUUCAUUUACGAAAAGCACACAAUGCAUGUGAUUAUUGUUUGGAAACAUUCCCUAAUCAACAAAGUUUAGCAUUACAUGUUAAUAAACAUAAAAUGAGACACAUGUGUUUAAAAUGUAAUAUAACUUAUCUUAGUAAAAAGGAUAUUUUUGAGCAUAUGUUUUGGAAACAUAAUAGGGAUAGUAAAGAAUGUAAAUUAUGUCUAACAAAAAAAUGGCCUUACACAUAUCAUUUUUGUGUUCCACCUGCAGUAUUUACCUGUGAUGAAUGUAAAAGGACAUUUUCCAGUGCAUUGUUAUUAAGAGUUCAUGAGCGAUGGCAUUCAGAUAAUAUUCCAUAUGAAUGCAAUACUUGUCAUAAUAAAUUUAUUUCAAAAAAAUUACUAAAGAAGCAUGAAAUAAUACAUAUGGAAUCUAUAUCUCCCACGAAAAAGAAAAAGAAGAAGAAGAAGAAAAAAGGAGAUGACUAUAAUCUUCCUCCAUUAAAUCUUUCAUCUGAUAGUGAAACUGAGAAAACACCUCGACAUAAACCAGAAAAAAGUUUUAAGUCACCAAGUCCAAGUGCUAAUUAUUGGGAUUAUGUAAGUAAACAAAAAAAAGAAUUAGUCCAUAUUGCAUUACUAGAUCAUGACUAUACCUUAUUAUCUUCUACUCCUCAACCUGAAAUUGUAAAAUCUCCUCAGUAUUUUGAUGAAUUAACAGCUGUUGUUAAUGGUAAUGAAAAUGUAUUAAAUAAUUCAUUUAACAAUUUAAUAUGCCAAAGAUCAUCUUGUUCAUCACAUUGUAACUCUUCAUCUUCAUCUAGUUCUUGUGGUUCAAAUUGUUCAUGUUCAGCAUCAUAUUCUUCUUCAUCUGAUUCUGAUGCAGAAGAAAAGAAAAAACCAAUAGUUGAAAGUCCAAAAAAACACAGGAAAAAGAAAAAAGAAAAAAAAGUCAAGAUUUUAAGUGCCAAAAAAGUAGCAAAUUUCAAUUUGUGUGCAUUAGAAUCGGACUUAGAAAGUGAAUUUUCAAAUACAGACAAUGAAGAUUACUAUGAUAUUAAUCCAGUACCUUUACAUCCCGAUGGGAAUACUCAAACAAUUCCACAAUUAAAUUUAGAAAAUCCAUUAUCUUCACCAAAAAUUAACCCAACAUUAUCUCAUUUAUCUACAUCUAAUGAUUAUAAUUUUAAAUUGUCUAAUUCAUUAAAUAAACUUCAUCAAAUUAAUGUAGAUGUUGAAUCUCAAAUAUUGGGAACUAAUAAUAUGGUGGGUCUAACUCAUGAUAAAUUUAAAGUAACUGAUAAUUAUGACUUAUAUAAUAAUGAUUAUUCAUCGUCUUCUAAUAAUUUAUCUUCAUUAUACGAUGGUUUAUUAUUACCUACUGCAAAUCAAGAAUGCAUUGAGAAUAAUUUAAAUAAAAUUUCAGUUAAAAUAUGCAAUGGUAAUAACAAUUUACAUAAUGUAAAAGAUGAAUUGAGUUCAACUAUAUAUCAUGAGCAAACUGUUGAUAGUAGUUAUUACACUCAGCCAAGUACAAAAAAACUUCUCAAUUCUUCAGCACUUAAUAAGCGACAAACAAAACGUAAAUCAAAACAAAAGACAGCAAUACAAGUUACUCAAUUGUCCAAAGAGUUUACAAAUACUCCUUCUCCUCUUACAGUAAAUUCUUCUUAUACAACUUGUAAAAUAAACUCUACAAAAACAAACAUAUUGUCAAAUGACACUCGACAGUCCAAACGACAACCCAAAAAAAGAAAAUUUUUUGGUUAUGACAGUAGUGAAGAAGAGCAACUAGCAAAUGGAGAUUCAUCUCUAACCCAAGAAUGUUCUCUUCAUGUUCCAUCUUCAAAGAAAAAAAAGCAAAAACGAAAAUCCAAAUUAAGUUCACCUAUUCUACUUCAACAUCCUAUUACUAAAUUAACACAGUCGCAACAGUCAAGACCUAUUGUUGAUGUUAGAUUAAGUAAAACUGUCGUGCCUCCUAUUGCAAAUGAUACUGACAGUGAUUCUGGAAAUUUAGUGAUUGAACUUCCUAAAUUUGUUGAACAGAAAGCUGUGCAGAGCACUGAAAGAUUAUAUUGUCACUGUAGAUGCCCAUAUGAUGAAGUAUCUGAAAUGAUUGCAUGUGAUAAUGCAAAUUGUAGGGUGGAAUGGUUUCAUUUUGAUUGUGUGGGUAUAACGGUCGCUCCUAAAGGUAAUUGGUACUGUCCAGAUUGUCGUUGAUUAUUAUUUUAAAGUACUAAUAAUUGUAUUUAUUAAACUCAAUAUACGUUGUCUUGUUUAUUAAA